GUAAAGUUUGUUUGUAUAGUUUACUAUAUUUUGAUUUUAGUAUAGUUUAGUUUUUGUUAUGCCCUAUCCUAUCUAUUAAUAUUUUGGGGCCAGAUUUUGUAAGGGCUUCCCAAAAGAAUAAUGGGAAACGAAGAAAACUUGGAAAAGUAAUUACAUUUGACGAGUAGACGAAGCUCUAACCCUUCUUCUAAUCCGUCUCUAAAGUUUGGCUCCAUUUCCAAAUGGGACCCACACCCAGACACCUAGACCUGGACCUUGUUUUCAAUCAACCAACAACAGCCCAGCUUCAUCGAUACACGUUCCACCAAAACCACGUCAUUUGUAACCCAUUUCCUCUUCCUUUUAUCAAGUCCAGUGUGUCCCCAACUCCAACAUUCAAGUCAAAUCCUCCUCCCAUCCAAUUCAAUCCAUCUCCUUCUUCACUUCUCUUCUCACAACUCCCUGCCCCUCUUUUUGCUCUAACACGGCUCUCAAUCCCCAUGAAUCCUCCCACUUUUCCAAUCCAAUUUUCCGGCGAUCCACUUCCGGCCUCCACUAUCAUCGGAAGCGGGGACCCCAGGAUUCCCUUACAAAACCUCUCAACCAUCCGUUCCAGCAUGGAUGCCCUCCAAAGCUUCCUCUCCCAUAGCAUCCACAGAGAAGUUCGUAUCAGCAAUCAACAGAUGGAUGCCGUUUCAUCUGAAAUCUUCACCGCAAUCCAACAGAUCAUCGUCAACGGCGCCGCUCUUUUAACCUGUGCCCAAUCGAAAACCCCAACUCCCCCGGAUUUGACGGCUUCGACAACUCGAACUCAGCCGAAUUCUGUAACAGAGAAAUCAAUGGCGGAGCUGAAGGUGGAGGGUGUAGAUGAGAUUACAAUAACCGAAUCUGAAGAAUCUGACCCAGAUUGGGAAGUAGUGGAGCUGGAUGCGAUGGAAUUGCUAGCGGAACACAUCCAUUUCUGUGAAAUCUGCGGGAAAGGGUUCAAGCGAGACGCGAAUUUACGGAUGCAUAUGCGGGCCCAUGGGAAUCAAUUCAAGACCCCAGAGGCUUUGGCUAAGCCGUUGGAUGAUGUUGGUGCGGACCACAGAGCGAAACGCACGCGAUUCUCGUGCCCUUACGAUGGUUGUGUAAGGAACAAAAUGCACAAGAAAUUUAGGGCACUGAAAUCCUUGAUUUGCGUCAAGAAUCACUUCAAGCGCAGCCACUGCCCUAAGAUGUUCUCUUGUAAUCGUUGCAACAAAAAGAGUUUCUCUGUAAUGGCGGACUUGAAAAGCCAUUUGAAGCACUGCGGUGAGUCCAAGUGGCGGUGUUCUUGUGGAACCACCUUCUCCCGUAAGGAUAAGUUGUUUGGUCAUAUGGCGUUGUUCGAAGGCCACAUGCCGGCAGUUCCGGAUGACGCUUGUGCCACGGUGGCGACGACGACGUCGGAAAUGGAUGAAGAUGGAGACAGUAAUCAGAUCUCGAAGGAUGUUAAUCUCCAAAACGGGUCCAAUGUUUCGUCGGAUGAUGGAUCUUUUGAGUCGUUUCUUGAUGGGUUUGGUUUGAUUGAGAAUCAAAGUUUACAAGAGGUGCUGGGAUUCCCUUAUGAUUUCGAUUCGGAAUCAGAAUGGAAAUUUCGUGGUUUCUGAUGUUAGUGUUCGUCAGUACAUAUGGAAAAUUCUUUGCAUAGAUAUCGGUACUCUUUAACGGUUUGAAUUUAAUUCAUUUGCCUUUUUUCAUUGUUAUAAGAAAGUGUUAAUCAGUUUGAAUUUGAUUAAUUUACCUCCUCUCUGAUUACUAUUAGAUUUGUCCA
Messenger RNA from Cucumis melo (muskmelon), 1774 nucleotides. Its product is annotated as protein SENSITIVE TO PROTON RHIZOTOXICITY 2-like. Gene Ontology annotation, biological process: response to aluminum ion; response to acidic pH. Bases 222 to 1610 code for a protein of 462 amino acids. NCBI's taxonomy places the organism in Eukaryota, Viridiplantae, Streptophyta, Magnoliopsida, Cucurbitales, Cucurbitaceae. The record is from RefSeq and is a predicted model, not a curated record. The transcript has a single exon.